This is a messenger RNA of Amoebophrya sp. A120, 1209 nucleotides long. Lineage: Eukaryota; Dinophyceae; Syndiniales; Amoebophryaceae. The record is from the annotation of a GenBank genome assembly.
CAGCAGCCGAAGAAAGUGUUAUUGCUGUACGAGAAGUUCGUCGACAUGGUGCUGCAGACGUAUGAAAUUGUGCGAGUGCACAGCGAGGUCAACGCCGGCGACGAGAUCGACACUUUUGGUAUCGAGGAUCCGUUGCGCGGAGCAGGUGACAACCGCGACAACCUGAAUGCGUCAGCUUUGGACGAGGAACGCGCUCCACGUGUCGUGCUUGAUGCGGAAAGCCAUGAUAAAACAACAUCUUCCCGCGGUCCGGUGCGGGUGUCCGGAGUUGUUAGCAGCACGCGACUAUCAAAUGUAAAAAUGUCUGGGUCUGGAAGAAUGCAACUUGUCAUGCUAAAUCUGCAGCAUGCAAAAAUCUGUGUUGCAUGAUUACCAAAAGUCGCCCAGUUUUGACCAAGUCGGGAGGCAGUUCUCAUGCAGGAUAGGCAUGAGAAAGAUCGCACAGAAUCUGUUAUGCUAGGUCCUGCAUUCCAGACCUCAUGGGUCAUUGAAAAGCUGCAUGACAAAUCGCGCAUUCUUCCAGACCCAGACACUUUUACAUUUGAUAGCGACGCGCAUCCUCACCGUCGUUGACGAAGACAACAGGCAACAGGACAAAAACGCGUGAACAGUUGGUGCGCCAGGAGUACCGACGGCACCACGGCAAGGCGCCCCCCUUGUUGGAAGACGAACUGGUUGCACAGAAGUUCCUUGCGGAAAUCGACCGGCUGCUAUACGAAAGCUCCUCUUUGGCAGACGCAGCGGAAGAUGAAAUCGUUGGUGACAGUGAUCACGUAGACGAAGAUGAAAUCCUCUCGACUUCUGACAAGGACGACGAUGAGUACUACGACAAUGGUUUGACAUCUCCCGGUCAACAAAAAAAAGACGAGCACGGACGCUUCUUACGGAACGAAGAGUUUGACUUCACUUCGCCCUUGCGCAAAUCGCAGAUCGCGAAGGCAGGCAACCUCAACGAUUACGCGACCCGAGACUCAAGUCCCGUUUCGCCGCAUGAGGAGCGCGUGACGAAGGCGAACCGUGCAAAAAAUGUUUUAAAGCGCAUGAAAAUCCGAACUGAAAAGGCACAGCGGAACGUGGAGCGGGUAGCUAUGCUUCGGAAUGUGGAGGACACGAGGCGGCUGGUGCGUCGCCUGCUGUUUCACGUGCGCGCUCUGGAGCUGAAGCGGUCCAUUCUCUUGAUGGAUCCGCCAGAGGAGAUUGCGCUCCGAC